Messenger RNA from Fonticula alba, 1257 nucleotides. RefSeq lists its product as hypothetical. Lineage: Eukaryota; Rotosphaerida; Fonticulaceae. The transcript has 2 exons. Bases 1 to 1257 code for a protein of 418 amino acids. The record is from RefSeq and is a predicted model, not a curated record.
AUGUCAGCCGUUCCUCUGUCGCUGGUGUGCUACUCCUCGAGUGAUUCUGACUCGGACUCGGACUCGGAUGUCCCACUUCCCAAGCGCCCCGCACAGCCUUCGGAUGUCGCGGCGCCCCCCGGAAAGCGGUCGCGUCUUGCGCUGAGCCUGCCACCUCCGGCAGCUACAAAGUCCUCCAAGACACCAGAGGAGGCGGAGGAGGAGGAGGAGGAGAUCGAUGAUCAGGAGGCUGCUCGCCGGCGUCGGCUCCAGGCCUCUCUGUCCCGGAUGAAGGGGGAGUCCGAGAUGGAGGAUGGGCUGGGCCUUGGAGAUCCCGGGAGCGCCAGCACCGGCGGGGUCUCGCAGUUGUUUUCCAUGUUGCCAAAGCCAAAGGCCGAGGCUGCGCGCCCGGUGCCCGCGGCCCUGCGUCUGGCUCGAGGCCAUGCCGCUGCGCGAUCUGCCCCCCCGGCCACUGCCUCGGCUCCGAUUGCUCGCGAGUCUGUUGCUCCGAUUGCCGCUGUUUCCGAUGAGGAGAGCGAUCAACUGCCUGACUCGCCUGCCGGAGAGGAGUUCUCCUUUUUCUCGUUGGAUGAGCCGGUGUCCGGUACCAAGCGCCGGGUACCCGGCCCCGAGCCCUCGAUCACGUCAAGCGUUAUGGACAGUCCGCCGGCUGUCGAUCAGGCGUCUUCACUUCCUCCGGAGGAGGUGGAGGAAGUGCCGGAGACCGAAGACCCGGCUGAAUCGGAGGACCUGGUUCCGCCCUCUUUUUUGGAUGGCUGCGGGACAAAUCCCCAUGCGCUGGCCUUUGCCGCUGGGCAACUAGCCCAGGCAGAGGCGGAGCUGGGAGUCGAUCCGACCACCGGGCAGCCUGUGGUUUUGUCCGACGCGCAGCGGGCCUACUCCAUGGCGGUGUAUUACAAUUAUUACAUUGACCAAGCAAUGAGCGCUGUCGCGACGGCAGCCACCAGCCUUGAUGUGCCUGCUGGCGCCCCUCCAGGGAUGGGUUCUCGAGCUGACACUUCGGCCAAUGCUACUGCCUCGGCCACACCGAUCAUUUCCAUCCGGGCCGCCGAGCAAAUUGACAUUCGCGCCUAUCAGGUGCCCGAUGAGAAGAAUGGCCCCGACUUCGUCUUCAAGCAGUCCAGUGCAUACAUCUCGCAGGCGGCCCGGCGUAAGAACCAGCUCUCGCAGGUGGAGCAGUUUUCCUUCUCCAACCAGCGUGAUAUCAAUGAGCGUAUUCAACGUGCGCGUGGAAAUAACUUUUCUGGACCACGCUAG